Messenger RNA from Aspergillus sclerotioniger CBS 115572, 1341 nucleotides. Its product is annotated as FAD-dependent oxidoreductase. Lineage: Eukaryota; Fungi; Ascomycota; Eurotiomycetes; Eurotiales; Aspergillaceae. The record is from RefSeq and is a predicted model, not a curated record. The transcript is spliced from 2 exons. Gene Ontology annotation, biological process: secondary metabolite biosynthetic process. Gene Ontology annotation, molecular function: FAD binding. Bases 1 to 1341 code for a protein of 446 amino acids.
AUGGCGAGCAACCACAUCAACGGCAAUGGUGUUGCCCCCUCUCUGGAGGUAGCCGUGGUAGGCGGCGGAAUCAUCGGUGUAAUGACCGCCAUCGGCCUCCAUCGCCGGGGCAUCAACGCCACCAUCUACGAGCGUGCACCCACCUGGCACGAAGUCAGCGCCGGAUUUGCCUUUACAGGCGCCGCCCGUGUAUGGAUGGAACAGAUCGACCCCGCUCUCGUCGAGCUCUUAGGCAGCAUCAGCCAGAAGACCGACGCCAGCACCAGCAACGCCUACUGGAACGGCUUCCACCCACGCACCCGCGAGGAUGCCGAGGAUGAGACCAAGUCACUGCUCUUCCGGACACCAACCAACAACCUCAGCUUCUGGGGCUGCGUGCGAUCGCAGUUCCUGCAGGGCAUGGCGGCCAUGCUGCCAGAAGGAUCGGCCAAAUUCGGGAAACAACUCGUGAGCUACGACGAUGACUAUGAGAGUGGCAAGGUUAUUCUACACUUCGACGACGGCACCACUGCCCAAGCCGAUGUCUUGCUUGGCUGUGACGGCAUCCAUUCGGUUACUCGAAAGGUUCUGUUGGGUGCUGACCAUCCGGCCAGUCGCGCGGGCUUCAGUCACACCGUCACCUACCGCACUAUGGUCCCGAUCGACGUGGGCAUCGCCGCCCUGGGGAAGAAGGUCGCCAAGAGCGCGUGUAAUCACUUGGGUCCGAAUGCAGAUUUGCUCGUGUAUCCGGUCAUGUCCGGGACCCUCCUCAACAUCGCCGUGUUCGCCUACGAGGAGCCAGAAUUCCCCGACCCCGUCAAGAUGACCAUUCCCGUCGACCGGAGCGAAAUCGAAAAACUCUUCAAGGGCUGGAGUCCUCAAGUGGCUGACAUCUGGAAGCUCUAUCCGGAGAAGGUAGUCAAAUGGGGGAUCUUCGAUCUGGAAGAUAACCCCCCGCCGACGUAUGCGCGCGGCCGGGCCUGUCUCGUCGGCGAUGCCGCACACGCCAGCACCCCGUACUUGGGCGUGGGCGCUUGUACCGGUGUAGAGGACGCGCUGGUAAUCUGCACACUGUUGGAGUCGGUGCAGCAGAAGGCGCUUGGCGGGGCGGCGUUGAGAGAUGCGCUGACCGGAUCGUUACAGACGUAUAGUCAGGCACGGUUGGAGCGGGGGAGAUGGAUUCAUCAUCAUUCGCGCCAGAUGGGCCAGAUGUAUCAUUGGCGGUAUGGGCCGACCGGACGGGACCCGGAGCGGAUGAAGAAGACGCUGGAGAAGAAUUGGUCGACGGUGGUGAACUAUGAUGUUUGGGGGCCGUUGGACCCGGAGUUGAGAGAGUUGGCGGAAAAGAGGUUGAAGGCUUAG